CAACACCGGCAUCUGCAGGAGCCUCCUCACAAGCACCGCCCAUCCUUUAUCAACGGAACCAACAGUACUCGCAAAACAAGCAGAGCCCAACACUGCGGGCUCGGUGCCGCCGAAGCAGUCACAGGGAGGACCAGAGGCAAUGCGUCCACCUCAAGAACCUCCAAAGGUAUCCAGUAUACACGACACAGCUACCCAAGGGGAUCCACCAACUGAGGAUCGGGCGGAACAAACAUUACCCCCAGCAAAAGCCAAUGAUAAUUCCAACGAUCACAGUGAAGAGGGCACUGCGGAGGAAAGCACCGUUGAUACUCCAGCAUCAGGUGCUGUGCAGACAGAAGGAGACGAAAGUGAAACACCGGGCAGCGGCUUGAAGAAAACAAAAACACCGCACACUACAGUUGAAGGAAGUAACACAGUAAAGCCUGGCGACAGUGAGAGCAGCCCCGCGGCUCCUCCAGCGGGAGAGUCAGACACUGCCACAACCACAAGACCGAACAAUCAUGAUGCGCGUAGCCUCAACAACAAUGGCAACAAUGCAUUUACAGAAGAAGUGGAUCAGAAGGAAGCAGCAAUAAAACCCAAAAGCGCACCAGACAGCAUUGACACUGCAGCAGCCAACAGUGAAGCAUCCACAGCAGCCAUAAACAUCUCCACUAACACAACAAACAAAACAAACACCGUCGACAGUGACGGCAGCACCGCGGUCUCCCACACCAUCUCCCCUCUUUUGCUUCUUGUUGUUGCGUGUGCGGCUGCUGCGGUGGUGGCCGCGUGA
Molecule: messenger RNA, 775 nt
Organism: Trypanosoma cruzi
Lineage: Eukaryota; Euglenozoa; Kinetoplastea; Trypanosomatida; Trypanosomatidae
Product: mucin-associated surface protein (MASP), putative
Exons: 1
Source: RefSeq, a predicted model, not a curated record